AUGCAAAGUGCCGGCAGUGUGGAGGAACCAAGUACAGCAGUACCUUUGUUAGACGAUUCAUCUUCAACAUCAAAACACGAAGAAGAUGAUCAUCUAGAUAAGAAGCUUUCACAGAAAGUGUGGAUUGAAUCGAAGAAGCUAUGGCAUGUCGUUGGCCCCGCCAUCUUCAACCGUGUCGCAACCUACUCCAUGUUAGUCAUCACCCAAGCCUUCGCCGGCCACCUCGGUGACCUCGAGCUCGCCGCCAUGUCCGUUGCCAGUAAUAUCGUUUUGGGGUUCAACCUUGGCCUCUUGCUGGGAAUGGCAAGUGCCUUGGAAACACUAUGUGGGCAAGCUUAUGGGGCCAAGCAGUACCACAUGUUGGGUGUAUACCUUCAACGUUCAUGGAUAGUUCUCUUCCUCUGCUGCAUAUUGCUUUUACCACUCUACAUAUUUGCUACUCCGAUUCUAAAGCUAUUGGGACAGCCAACGGACAUGGCGGAGCUAUCUGGGUUUGUGUCUUUAUGCUUCAUUCCUCUUCACUUCUGCUUUGCUAUUCAGUUUCCUCUGCAGAGGUUCUUGCAGAGCCAGCUGAAGACGGCGGUGAUAGCAUGGGUGUCGGUGGGGGCGCUAGUGGUGCAUGUGGUGGUGAGCUGGUUGUUCGUGUAUGGAUUUGAGCUUGGACUGGUGGGAGCUGCUCUUACUAUAACUUUCUCGUGGUGGAUAAUAACGGUUGCAUUGUUUUGUUACACUGNGAUUUGA
This is a messenger RNA of Ilex paraguariensis (yerba mate), 741 nucleotides long. Lineage: Eukaryota; Viridiplantae; Streptophyta; Magnoliopsida; Aquifoliales; Aquifoliaceae. The record is from the annotation of a GenBank genome assembly.